AAAUUCAAAAUUAAUCACAACCAAUUUUUGGCAUAUAUUUUUUUUAGAAAUAAAAAAUAAUAAUAACAAAACCAAAUAAAUGUGUAAAUAUUGCUUAAAGAACGAAUAUAAUAGUUGUUCAUACAAGUGGCAAAAAAUCCCAUUUGCAUCUUGGAAUUUACCUAUAGGACAGCAUGAUAACAUAUGUAACAUCCAUGAAGAUACAAGAAAACAGGAACAAAACACUUCAAAAGAUCAAUUCAAGGAAAAUUCUAGAAUUGAAAGAUGUGCAGAUACUAUUGAGGAUCUAUUUGAAAAGGCUAGAGCUGGAUAUUUAGGAGAAUAUUUAACAAGAGAACUUAUUACUAAAAGAAGUUUUCACUCAAGUCAAAUAACGAAAAUGCCUACAAUGGAAACGAUUAAAAUCCCUUAUAAGAAAACAGAUAAAAAUCGCCGAAAAAAUCGGAAAAGUUUGAGAACAGUUUUUAAAGAUUUUUCAAUUUUUUAUAAUAAUAUUGUGGAAAAGCAAGGAGGUACUAAGUAGCGUUCAAUCGCAAUAUUUUGUUCAUUAUCACCAACCUUUCGAUCCUAAAAAACCGGAAACAUAUAAUGAUAAUCACUACUAAUUUAACCCCUAAUUCAUCGAAUAGAUUUCAAAAUAAAGGAAAUGUAAAAUCUAAAGAUCUCAAAAAAUGAAAAUCCUAAAAAUUGGAAUAAUACUACUAGGAAAUCGAGAAUGUCUCGAAAUAUUUCAGAAGUUAAGAAGUAAAUUUUCCUAAAUAAAAUAAAAAUCUAUUCAAAAC
This is a messenger RNA of Lucilia cuprina (Australian sheep blowfly), 782 nucleotides long. RefSeq lists its product as uncharacterized. The record is from RefSeq and is a predicted model, not a curated record. Bases 80 to 523 code for a protein of 147 amino acids. The transcript is spliced from 3 exons. NCBI's taxonomy places the organism in Eukaryota, Metazoa, Arthropoda, Insecta, Diptera, Calliphoridae.